UCGAGAGAUCUUGUUUUAUCGCGAGGUUUUAUCUGUGUCUGGGGGAGUGAGUGAACUCGCUUGAGCUGCGUGAUUGUGCAUUUCUUUCCUUUAAAUAAAAGACGAACAGCUCGUGCCUGAGACAGAAAACAGGUCCUGAACUUUUCUUCUGGAAAAAAUGGCGAUCGAAAGCCUGCUUCCAGCCAACUUUGGCUAUGCAAUUUUUACGUAUUUGUACAGUUUUGUCAUGUUGAUGUAUCUCGGGGUCCAAGUUGGCAGUGCACGGAAGAAGUAUGGAGUAAAGUAUCCCAGCAUGUACAGUGAUAAGGAGCAAGUGUUCAACUGUAUCCAGAGAGCCCAUCAGAACACACUGGAGGUGUAUCCACAGUGGCUGGUGUUCCAGACUAUUGCUGCAUUGGAGUAUCCUAUUGCUGCCUCUCUGUUAGGAGUCAUCUGGGUUUCGAGCAGGUUCUCUUAUGCCUGGGGUUACUACACCGGUGAUCCUGCUAAGAGGAUGCGUGGUGCAUAUGGAUACAUUGGGCUGUUUGGAGUCAUUCUGCUUUCCAUCUCUGUUGCUCUCAAACUGCUUGGAGUGCUUUAAGGGACACGCCACUGAGAAAAUACCACAUAAAAGCAAUACUUGGCACUUAAUGUAGUCGUCAGUGAUUCUUUUUUCACUCUCUUUUUUUAAUUGCAUUGCUCCAUCCUGUAGCUUUUGCAUAGUAUGAAAUAUUUCAUCAAAUGUAAUCAACUUGUUAGGCUUUUAUACACAUUCUUUACACAGCUUUCCUUACAUUUGAAUGAGGGUGACCAGAUAAUCAUUGCAUGGUAGUGUUUACUGUUUAUGACCUGGGUUUGAGUCCAGCUAGUGUCAUUUCUGUUUGAGGACCAUAUUCUGUACAGAGCAUUUCAGGUGCAAAAUUGCAACAUUUCAGAUACUGUGCUGAUUUGAUUAGGAUGUAUAGUCACCCUAUGUUAUUUCGUUAAAUUCAGACAAAUGAAUAAUAAAAUGUCUGUGUAUGAUUCAAACAAACGUGUGAGUGCUUCAAACUGCAAGAAAAUAUGGUAGCCCUGCAUACUUUAUACUCAUUUUAGUCAUUUCUGAAAUCACUGUCAUGCCUUUAAAUGAGAUUUAAGUUUGUGAAAGUUACAUUGAUUACAUGAUUCUGAUCUCUCAGAUAAUAUUUAAAAUGGCAUAUGUCAGGGCUUUAGGACAACUGGAGCUUUAAAUUAUUUAUAAACAGACCUUAGGGUGUUACUAUGAUGCUAUGGUGUGUUGUGUGUGGUUACACUGAAAUCCUUAUCUCUCCAUAUGGCUCUUUCCUUAAUGAGAUAGUUUACCCAAAAAUUAAAAUUCUGUCUUCAUUUACCCACCUUCA
Messenger RNA from Onychostoma macrolepis, 1358 nucleotides. RefSeq names its product microsomal glutathione S-transferase 3b (gene mgst3b). The record is from RefSeq and is a predicted model, not a curated record. Gene Ontology annotation, molecular function: glutathione peroxidase activity; glutathione transferase activity. The transcript has 4 exons. Lineage: Eukaryota; Metazoa; Chordata; Actinopteri; Cypriniformes; Cyprinidae. The coding region runs from base 158 to 580 and encodes 140 amino acids. Gene Ontology annotation, cellular component: nuclear envelope; endoplasmic reticulum; membrane.